Messenger RNA from Epithele typhae, 1206 nucleotides. Its product is annotated as fumarate reductase/succinate dehydrogenase flavoprotein domain protein. The record is from RefSeq and is a predicted model, not a curated record. NCBI's taxonomy places the organism in Eukaryota, Fungi, Basidiomycota, Agaricomycetes, Polyporales, Epitheliaceae. The coding region runs from base 1 to 1206 and encodes 401 amino acids. The transcript has a single exon. Gene Ontology annotation, molecular function: FAD binding.
AUGGCUUCUACCCAGCCUCGCAUCGCUAUCGUCGGCGGCGGCCCCUCCGGCCUCGUCCUCCUUCUCACCCUCUACAAGCGCGGCGUCGCGGCCACCCUCUACGAGCGCGAGGCCGACUACGCCUCCCUCGCCUACCUCGGCAGCUGCCUCGACCUCCGCUGGACGCACGGCCAGCGCGCCCUGCGCGAGAACGGCCUCCAAGACGUAUUCGACGCCAACUCCCGCGCCGAGGCCGACGCCUACCGCGUCCUCGACCAAGACGCCACCAUCCUCUUCGACCACACCACCGAACUCUCCACGAACCCCGAGGAGGUGGCGCCCGAGAUCGACCGCCGCUUCCUCCGGAAGAUCAUGAUCGACGCCGUCCCCGCGGAGUCCAUCCAGUGGGGGCACACCUUCUCCUCCGCGCGCGCGCUGGGCGACGGCACGCACGAGGUCGCGUUCACCAACGGCACCACGAUCGUCUGCGACGUCCUCAUCGGCGCCGACGGCGCGCACUCGCGCGUCCGCCCCCUGGUCUCGCCCACGAAGCCGUUCUUCUCCGGCAUCAACGGCGCGGAGAUCUCGCUCGCGCCCGACGUCGCCGCGAGCCCCGCGUUCGCGCCGUUCCGCGCGCUCAUCGGCGCCGGGACCGCGUUCGCGCCCGUGCGCAACAAGCGGUUCGCGGUGCAGCCGAACGCGGACGGGCGCGUGCGCAUGCUGCUCUCCUUCCGCGGCGACGAGGCCUGGACGGUGCCCACCGCGCCCGAGACGAUCGCGGAGACGCGCGCGGCGCUCCACGCGCUCUUCGACGGCUGGGCGGACGUGUUCCACCAGGCGAUCGACGGGUGCGACGAGCAGAUGGUCUACCACCGCCCGCUGUACAUGCUCCCCGUCGGGCACCGGUGGGCGCACGUGCCCGGGGUCACGCUCGUGGGGGACGCGGCGCACUUGAUGACGCCGUUCGCGGGGAUGGGCGCGAACCUGGGGAUGCUCGACGGGUUGGAGCUGGGCCUAGUGCUCGCGGAGGCGGUAAACGCGGGGGCGACGGCGGAGGAGCGCGAGAAGGCGAUCGCGGGGGCGGAGGAGAAGAUGUUUGAGGCGGGCAAGUUCUGGCAGGAGCGCACGGCGGCGAACAUGGCCGCCGUCUUCAACGAGGGCGCGCCGGAGUCGGCGGUCGCGGCGAUGAAGAGGCACAUGCAGGCGCGGGGUGGGCAGAAGAAGUAG